Messenger RNA from Penicillium robsamsonii, 339 nucleotides. RefSeq lists its product as uncharacterized. The record is from RefSeq and is a predicted model, not a curated record. Lineage: Eukaryota; Fungi; Ascomycota; Eurotiomycetes; Eurotiales; Aspergillaceae. The coding region runs from base 1 to 339 and encodes 112 amino acids. The transcript has a single exon.
AUGUCUCAUGGAAAGACUAAUCCCCCUACAUUGGCCGAAGAAUGGCCAAUCCGAGUGCCCAAUGACAGGCAACUGGAGCAACUUACUCAGUUACGUCUCGCAAGGGUCAGGCAGGCCCGGGUUCGUAGAAGAAUCCUACACGAGACAGGACACAUCGUGAAUUUGGUCCUACCUCUCCUCCGUCCGCACAGCUACCCCCAUCAUCCGACUGCGCUCCAGUGGCUGCAAACCUAUGAAAUUAGAAUACUCGUCCUGAUGAACGAGAUGAAGAUCCUGCGGGCGGAGGAAAGUCUUAACCGUGCGCGGGAGGCGGUGGUAUUCCUGCGGGUGACCGGGUGA